This is a messenger RNA of Saprolegnia diclina VS20, 1022 nucleotides long. RefSeq names its product STE/STE7 protein kinase. Gene Ontology annotation, biological process: protein phosphorylation; MAPK cascade. The transcript has 8 exons. Gene Ontology annotation, molecular function: MAP kinase kinase activity; ATP binding. Lineage: Eukaryota; Oomycota; Saprolegniomycetes; Saprolegniales; Saprolegniaceae. The coding region runs from base 18 to 983 and encodes 321 amino acids. The record is from RefSeq and is a predicted model, not a curated record.
CGUGUUUGGCCCUUCCGAUGAACAACUCGUACGUGGCCGGCGCCGGCGCGUACGUCAAGGGCGAUUUCGCCAUCACGUCGACGGGCGUCGUCAUGAAGGGCACGGGCCGGGCCUUUACGGUCAACCCGGCGGAGCUCGAGUGGGGUGACACGAUCGGCCAAGGCGCCAGCGGCACCGUGCGGCGGUCCAGGCACACGCCCUCGGGCACGAUCCUAGCGCUCAAGCUCAUCAACAUGUUUGACAAAGCCAAGCGCGAGCAGCUCAUGCGCGAGAUCCACGCGCUCUUCGACUCGGAGUGUCCGUGCCUGGUGACGUUUUACGGGGCGUUCCUCAAAGACAGCGCCGUCGCCUUAGCGCUCGAGUACAUGGACUGCGGGUCGCUUGAGAACGUCGUGCGCGAGUAUGGCGGCGGCGUGCCCGAGCCGAUCCUCGCCAACAUCACGCUGCAGCUUCUCAUCGGGCUCUCGUACCUCAAGUCCAAGAAGCGCGUGCACCGCGAUAUCAAGCCGUCCAACAUUCUCCUCAACACGAACGGCGAGGCGAAGCUCACAGAUUUUGGCAUUGCGACCGAACUCUGCAAUUCGAUCGCCAUGUGCGGUACGUUUGUGGGAACCUUCAAGUACAUGUCGCCCGAGCGCAUUCGCCGCGAUCCAUACAGCUACGCCUCGGACAUUUGGAGCUUGGGGCUGGUUCUCAUGGAGACGGCGACGGGCCAGUACCCGUACCACCAGCACAAGACGACGAUCGAGAUGAUCCAGAGUGUGCUAGAGGCGCCGCCGCCACCGCUGUCGGAAGACGCCUACUCGCCAGCAUUUUGCGCCUUCUUGCACGAUUGCUUGCGCACGUCGGACAAGGACCGGAAGAGCGUGGACGAGCUCCUCGCGUCGCCAUGGCUCACGCAAUGGGGUGCGACGGACCUCGACGCGGCCCAGCGCAACGUGCGGACGUGGGUCCAAGCGCAGCAAAACAACCACAACACUUAAACGUGCGAUACAUGAGAAUAAAUAGUCUGUACGAUCCUA